This is a messenger RNA of Calypte anna (Anna's hummingbird), 3152 nucleotides long. RefSeq names its product fibronectin type III and SPRY domain containing 2 (gene FSD2). Lineage: Eukaryota; Metazoa; Chordata; Aves; Apodiformes; Trochilidae. Gene Ontology annotation, molecular function: protein binding. The record is from RefSeq and is a predicted model, not a curated record.
CUGCAGUCAUAGGAAAGUGGCAAGGAAUUGCUUUCAUGUGAAUUAACUUUUACUAGGGGAAAUAAAUGUGAAGUUUGAUGCCACCUGAGCUAUCAGAAGAAUUUAUGACAACUUAAGAUAGAAGGACUGACAAUCAUCAUCUCAAAAGUUUCACUGAGGACCCAAUGUCAUCCAGAUCUGGCAGCUCACGGGGGGAUGAAACUGGUGACCAGCUACCCAGCCAUUCAGCAUUCCCACCAAUCCCAGAGUCCAGUGAGACCGAGGCUGAAGGCUUGAUAUUUUAUCACAUGGAUCUUUAUGGGUCAAAGGAGAGGUUUGAUAUCUUUCCUGAAGAGCUAUCUAGUCCAGGAGACAGAUCUCGGGGAGAUGCAAGAAGUGAACCUGCACCGAGUAGUGAAAAUCUUCAGCGCUCUCAAGAAGCUGAAUAUGACUUGGAAAAGGAGGUUGCAGAGCUGGCUAAGAUGUAUGGACUUGAUGAGGAUAGAGAAAAAGAGAUUGAGAUUCUUGGAGAAUGUCUGGAGAGGGAAGAGAGCAGAUGGACAUCUGCCCACACAGGAAAAGCAGCAUUACAAGGCUCCAUGAAUAAUGCAUCAAACAGCAGCUCUCCAGUGAAAGAUCAAAGUCAAAGCACAAAGCAACAGGGACUUCCUGGUGGGGCUUCUCAAGAUGAAGAUCAGAGCAAAGCUCAAGCAGAGGAUGAGGGUGAGAGCCACAUAUGGUCCAGAGAGGGGCUUAGCAGCCGUGGCAUGUCAGAUGAGUGGAGCAGUCAGCCUGCCAGUGAGGAGGAGGAGGUGGCAGCAGAUGUUUUUUGUUGUACCUGCAAGAUGCCAAUCCGAGCUUUUGAUAAACUGUUUGGAGAGCACAAGGAUCAUGAGGUCGCUCAGCUGCUCAGUGCUGUGGAGAGUGAAAAGGAGGAGGUUCAUAAAAACAUGUGCAAGCUGGAAGAGCAGAUUGCUCAGAUGGAAAACUUUGCCAGUCACUUGGAGGAAAUCUUCAUCACUGUAGAGGAAAACUUUGGGAGGCAGGAGCAGAACUUUGAGGUGCAUUACAACGAUGCAGUGCAAGUGCUUGCUCAGAAGUAUGAAGAACAGCUGGAAGCACUGGGGGAAGAGAAGAGGCAGAAGGUGGAAGCUUUAUAUGAGCAGCUGGUCAGCUGUGGGGAACAACUUGACACCUGCAAGGAGCUGAUGGACACAACUCAGGAGCUUUACCUGGAAAAUGACAAAGCCAGUUUUAUUAAGGCAGCAGUAACCAUGGUUGACAGACUGGAAGAGUUCAUAAAGAAAGAAGUGGAUUUAAAGCUUUCAACACUGCCAGACUUUGAAGAGCGGGUCAUAGAUUUCUCUGAAGUUGAACAACUAAUGAAUUCCAUUAAUGUUAUUCCAGCUCCUUGUGCACCUGUCAUCAAUCCCCAAGCUCCCAAUGCAGCAACUGGCACCUCACUGAGAGUUUGCUGGGGCCUCUUCUCAGAUGACACUGUUGAGUGCUAUCAGCUGUGCUAUAAACGAGUUAGCAAUGAGAGGCACAGUGAAGAACCAGCAGAGCAUACACUGAAAGUCAGAGAGACAUACUGCACCAUUACUGAUCUGAUGCCAAAUACACAGUAUGAGUUUUGGGUCAGUGCUUUAAAUGCCUCUGGUACCAGUCCACCAAGUGAACGAGCAGUUUAUGUAACAGCUCCGUCACCCCCUACCAUAAAGAGUAAAAACAUUCGAAGCUGUGAAAAUGCAGCACUGGUGUCCUGGGAACCUGGAGACCUUAACCCUGUUGAUUCCUACACGGUUGAAUUGUCCAAGCUGACAGAUGAACAAGAUGGUGAUAUUAUUACUGAAUCUAUUGUUGGUAUUCCUAACUGUGAAGUCCUAAUUCACCUCCAGCCAAGACAAAGCUAUUGCAUCUUUGUUAGAGCCCUAAACCUGGGUGGUUCCAGUGAAAAAAGUGAACCUCUCCUGAUACACACAACAGGCACCUACUUCUGCCUUAAUGAGGACACAGCCCAUCCCUUACUGGCAGUUCUGGAUGAUGGAUUUACAAUUGCGUGUGAUGAACUGCAAAACCCAGACUGUGAUCUGCCUGUCUAUGAUAACAGCUUUACAAGGUGUAUUGGGAUCCUGGGAAGUCUGAUCCCAUUUCCAGGAAAGCACUACUGGGAAGUGGAAAUUGAGGAAGAUACAGAGUACAGGAUUGGUGUGGCUUUUGAAAACACUCCAAGACAUGGUUAUCUGGGGGCAAACAACUCAUCCUGGUGCAUGAGGCAUAUCAUCACACCAUCAAGGCACAAGUAUGAGUUCCUGCACAGUGGUAUGACACCAGACAUCAGAAUUACUGUCCCCCCCAGAAGGAUUGGCAUCCUGCUGGAUUAUGAGAACUGCAGACUUUCAUUUUUCAAUGCAGACAUUGCCCAGCACCUUUACACAUUCAACGCAGACUUCCAGCAUUACGUCCACCCCUGCUUUGCUUUGGAAACACCUAGUACCCUACAGAUCCAUAAUGGAAUUGCAAUACCUCCAUGGACUGCCCUCCCAUAAGCCAUGUUCUGCUCUUGCCACAUCUACAUGCAACCCACACUGAGCAAUGCCCUCUUUCAGCAUUCACUGCACACUCUCUAUAAACCAGUUCUAUCCCAAGAAAGAGAGCAGAGCAACCCUGAACCCAAACCAGCUGUCAGGCCUGAGCCCUUAGUACAGUUUCUGUCCUCUUAGGCAGGAUCUUAGCAGCAAAUAAUUAUGAUCAUAAGAUCCAUCAGCAAUUAGUAAUGGACUUCUCACCCACCCACUGUCACCAAGCAGCAAUGGCAGCUGCUCACUCACCCCCCAGUACCCAUUUGAUUCCUUGGGAACUCCCCUGCUCCACAGCCAUCAUUAAUUCCACUGUUGUGUCUGUUGAAAAGCUAGAAAUCACAAGAAAACCAAGAUUAGCAGAAGGCAUAAUCACUGUACAUCUGCUAGACAGAGCUGAAAACACUCCAGCCAUGAAGCUCAUCUCACUAUCAAGUGUUCUUGUUGCUACAUGAUGUCUGUGACACAAAAUAAUAAAUGUCUCCUUUGUUAAUCAAAUGUCUGAAUUGUUAUCCCCUACCACGCACAGUGAGGCUUCGUGAAAUACCUGAGCACACACUGCAGUCUCAAAUAUUAAAAGAUAUUUCUACACCA